This is a messenger RNA of Saccostrea echinata, 4415 nucleotides long. Its product is annotated as lachesin-like. Lineage: Eukaryota; Metazoa; Mollusca; Bivalvia; Ostreida; Ostreidae. The transcript is spliced from 8 exons. The coding region runs from base 27 to 1235 and encodes 402 amino acids. Gene Ontology annotation, cellular component: neuron projection. The record is from RefSeq and is a predicted model, not a curated record.
UGACUCAUUUUCUUACCUGCAAAAAAAUGGUGGACAACCAUUUGAAUUUACGAACGAUCGAGAAGAUGGUAAACUUGUGGAGUCUUAUUGUUGUAUUGAUUGGAAUAUCGACUACAUUUGUUGAUGCGCAGAGACCAGAUAUUGUAGAUGAAAUUCUACCUGAGGUUAAGCAAAAGAAUCAAAUAGGAUACCUGAACUGUACAGUAGUGAACAAGGGCUCAGAGUCAGUGGUUCAGUGGACGAAGUCACAAACAGUUAAUGGAGGAAACCCUAUUUUGUUAAGUGAAGAUGAUAAAAUAGUUUAUCAAGGCUAUAAUCAGGGAAUAAAUGAGGAUUCAGGACUGGACAAAUAUGAUGUACAGAGUCGUACAAAUGGACGGAGAAUCACCUACAUGUUAGUGAUUCGCUAUCUAGCAGAAGAAGAUGCUGGAGAUUAUCUUUGUACAAUAAAGAUCCAGGGUGUGGAGUGGACAGACUGGCCUACAAAGAUUGGCAAGCUUACGGUGCAGAUUGCACCCCAGAUUCAGCCAAGUAUUAAUUCAGCUUAUGAACUGGAUAUUGGAUCUAACCUUCAGUUGGUCUGUGAGUCACAUGGAAUUCCGUCACCCAACAUCACGUGGAAGAGGGAAGAUGGUCAGGAAUUGCCCAUGGGAGGGUUCCAGUCAAGGGGAGCCCAGUUGAAUCUGACCGACAUUCAGAAGAAUGAUCGUGGUAACUACAUCUGUGUAGCUGAUAAUAAUGUCAAACCUCCAGAUGAUUUCAAAGUGGAAGUAGUCGUCUUUUUCCCUCCCGCCUGCAGGCCAGUACAGUCCACAGUGGGUCAGGCACAGAACAGAAGAUUUAACGCUAAACUUGAGUGCAUUGUAGCAGGAUUUCCUCAGCCUAGCAUGAGAUGGAUGAAGGAAACAGAAAAUGGAAAACGCACGGAAAUUACGGACGAUGAUAAAUAUGACAUCACCAAACAGUUUAGCAGUCAGCUUCAGAAUGAUGAAUUUUGGUACACACUGCUUGUGAAAAAUGUGCAGGCUAAAGACUACACUAAAUAUUAUUGUGUGGGAACAAACAGAUAUGGAGAUGGAGAAACAACUAUCAUAUUGUUUGAAACCAUGGAGUGUCAAGGAGCCAAUUGUCCGAGUGCUGGAGGAUCAGGAGCCUCACAGCUGGAAGUGUCCCUGUCAUCCAUGAUCGGUCUAGGACUUUUCUCCCUCUUUUUACUUUGGAGGUUGCAAUACUAACUGAUCGUGACAAUGAAGUAUAUAAAGUCUUUAAGAUGAAAUAAAGGGAGAGAACUCUUCACUAUACAUCAGAGUGGGCAUGUAAAUAAUUAUUGCUGCAGAGUUUUUUUUUUGAAAUUGAAAGAAAUAUUUUGAAGAAAAUUUCCUCUUAAAUGCAAUAGCUUCAAUCAGGUAAUAAUGGUUUACAAUGGAAGUAAUUUUAAAUCAUUGAUUGACACAUGAUUCAGAUUCUCCUUAUAAUUCGCACAAAGUCAAAACUAUGUUGUAUAAAUAUAUUUUUAUUACAAAUGAAAAUCUUUAUUUGGAAGUAAUAUUGGCAUUAUGAAUAGGCUACUUUGUUAAUAUUGUAUAAAAUAUGACAAAGUCAUUGAUAUAAAUGAGACAAAUUUGAAUUUUUAACUAUUGAUCACCAUAAUUUUGUACUUCACGGAUUGUCUAUUUAUGUAUUUUAUGUUUUAUAAUGUUACAUUAGGAGACACAAUUCAUUGUGAUUGAAUGGAAGUGCUUUAUAAUUUAUAUUGGAACUCCCCGAUGCCUAAUUAAUUAGUACUGUAUUGUAAUUGUUAAAGAAAGUGAUUUUUUCCAGUCUUUGAUUUGUUUUGACCAAUUACUGUAGUUUCACAUGUUUCUCUCAAGGAAUUUUCAUUUUUAACUAAAUGUAAGCUUUUCAGCCAAUUGUUAAUUAAUUUUCAUGCACUAAUGCAUAUCACAAAGAAUUUUGGUAUUUUAAGGUACGAAUUACACAUUCAUUUGUCAAUUUGUGUGAACUAUCAAAUAGUCUCGUUCGUGCAUUAAUUAAUUUGUUCAUUUCACAUUUUAAAUGUGUGUGUUUUCUGGCUUUAUCUGUUUGAAAUCCAUAUUUUAAACAUAAUUACCAUAAACACCCUGAAAAAAAAAAAUGUCUUAUUGGAAGUAAAGCUAAAUAAUGUUAAUUACAAUCAACAGUAAUGAGAAAUUUCUUUGUCUGCACUUUAUCAUUUACAAUUCACUAGCUUUAUUUAUGUCGUUUUCAAAUCUGGAAAAUAAUGGGAAAAAAAAUGUAAAUGGAUUUUAAUUACAAAAUUGGAAAAUGACCCUGAGAGAAGUGAAAGCUGCAUACAGUACUCUAUUGUUAGGCCUAUAUCCUAGUAAGUGGUGACUGUGAGGGAUUGCUAUACUUAUAUCACCAUUUCAAAGGUUAUACAUUAAGAAUGUAAUUAAAAUUUAGGUUCACUUUUUUCAUUAAUUUAAAAUCAUUUUUAUUUUAUAUUGCAUUUUACAAUGUGCUUAAUGAAAGGAUUGUUAAUAAUCCUAGUGAUUUUUUUUUUGUUUGUUUUUGGCUCGAUCCCUCAUUGUGAAUAAAACCAGUUUAUCAAUAGUAGACUAGAUUUAAUCGUCAUGUAAUUAUAGAAUGGCUCGGCAUUUCAAUCAUAUUUGUACAUAUCCAUGAUAGAAAAUCAACAAUUAAAGAGGCCAAAUUGUAAAUAUCUUGCUUAUGUAAUCUCAGAAUGUGUCCUUUUUUAAUUCUAAUUUUAUAGAGCAAAUGAUGAAAUUAUUACUGUGAACAUAUUACAGUGUGUAUGUUACGUUAUCUGAAGAAAUGAGUGAAGCAUGCCAGUAAUUUUUUAUUUGAAUGAUAUUAGAGAUGGAUUAAUGAUUAGACAAGUUGAUGUAGGUAUAAAUGUGUUAUAUUGUGUCAGUUGUCCACCCACCCCCCUUUAAAUUGGAAUUUUGUAAACAUUAUCUUUAGGUAAAGCAGUUUUUCUGUUUAAAUACUGGUCCAUUAGAAAAAGAUAAAGAUAAAAAUAUUGCAAAAUGAAUAUUAACCAAAAUUUAUGUAACUAUACUUAUUUAUUUUGUUUAUAGAAGGUAACCGGUUUGGUCUUGUAUUUGGUAAAAAAUGUGUGAGUGGUAGAAUAUCUGCACUACAUUAUAUAUACAUGUACGAGGGGUUAUCAAAAAGUUCGUGGACUGAUGCGAUAAAAUUAAUACUAGAAAGUCUGUGCUUACAGAAUUUAUAAGGAACAUUAAACAAUAAAAGUUUAACAAAUGUUGAAAAUUUUAGCUUGAUACGUUGAUAAUUUGCCAAAUUAUUCUAAAAUAAAAAAGACAUUAUAUGAUCACCCGGCGCUGUCGCCGUUUAGUUUCAUGACGUCCGACAACGUCAUUGUUUCUCAAUGUCCGCUCUCUCUACCCCAUACACUUAUCUUGAUGAGAUUACCUGGAGUUAAGUAAGGGCCUAAGCCCGUCUUGUUUAUAUGACUUUACACUGUCAUGAACAGCUGAUUUCAGUGCACAUAAUAUUGUAAAUGAAUCUAUACAUCGGGAAAGAUCCUCACUUGAUUAUGCCAGAAUACUUAGCUUUUUGGAGUUCAAUUUCUACCACACUUGAUCAACGUCACUCUCGACGUGACUAACUUUUGACACCCUGACAACAAAUCGACAUUAACUGUGCGUAUUCCAUCUCUCUGAAUCUUUGUGGGUAUUAAAAAUAAGUACUCUAGAUGCAUUUUAUUUUUCUGUAGCCCCUUUAAACAUUCCCUAAGUCAUUACCAGUUUUUCCAGGUGCGAAACUGUAUAGAAUGUUGGGAAAAAAAAACCUCCCCCUUUUUGACGUCAUUAUCAAACCCUUAUUUGUUUGGACACUCCAUAUAAAAUUUCAUAGAACUUACAGAAUGGGGUAAAAAUUGCAAAUUUUACGGAACAAUUGUGUCGUACCACAUUCCGGAAUUAACGGGAUUUUUUUAUGACAAAUGCUCAUAUCAAGAGAGUUUUUCUCAAUUAUACUCAGAAAAAACGUCAUAUUUGAGGUUGCGCCGCCUGGACAUACCAUUGCUUACAAAAACAUUAAUAAUUUAUUAAAAAUUAAAACUUAUGAUGUAUGGUUGAUUCUAUAGAUAGAAAAGGUGAUGCUUACUAAAUGUCUUAAAAUUCAUUGAUGUAUCUAAAGCGGUUUUAAACUUAUGGCGCUAGUCCACGAACUUUUUGAUAACCUCUCGUAUGUAGUUCUUUUACAUCCUUGUUUUACACAUUUAAGUUAAUUAUUCUGUUUUAUGCAUUCCAUUGAUUUUCUUGAACUAUGUCCUUAUAUCUGUGCUCAGAACUAUUUGUUUAUUGUACAAGUAUGUAGUUUAUCAAAAUCCACUUUUUUAACCAUGAAUCUUAUAUGUGAUAUAUGCAAUAAAUCUUCAAUAUUCCAAA